AUGGGGGUGUGGGCGCACAUCGACGCGCGAGUGGGGAUCGAUGAAUCGCGGUCGAGCGCGACGGAGACGGUCGUGGAGACGGAGGUGCGGGUGAAGAUCGCGGCGGAGGUGCCGCGGUUGCUGAGAGCGAUUCCGGGGUUCUCGAAAGCGGCGACGAUGACGAUCGGAAGGUCGAUCGAUAUCGUGGGAGGAGGGAUCGAUGACGCGGCGCAGCGGACGUACGAUCGAUGGGCGGCGCAGCGCGGGACGGCGAGCGUGGAGGAUUGA
Molecule: messenger RNA, 267 nt
Organism: Ostreococcus lucimarinus CCE9901
Lineage: Eukaryota; Viridiplantae; Chlorophyta; Mamiellophyceae; Mamiellales; Bathycoccaceae
Exons: 1
Coding region: 1-267 (88 amino acids)
Source: RefSeq, a predicted model, not a curated record